AUGUCCAGGGAAUAUUGUGUCAAAUGCAUAUUCUCUGAACUCCCUCUGGCUGUAGCUGCUGAAAAGAUUAGUUUGAUCAUAGGCACUGGUGGCCCCGGAAUGCUCAGCCUCCCUGCCUCCACCAUAAGAUCGGGGACUGUUCCAUCUACCAUCGCCAUCAUCCUCUGUUGGGUCUAUGUCAUCUCGUCCAUCUCCUCCAUUGUCCUCGUCGCUGAGCACAGCUUCGCUGCCGUGGAAGAGAAUGGCAGAGAAGAGGUGAGCUUCACCUGGCUAGCAAUCAAUGCAUUAGGCCCGGAAGUCGGGGCCUUCGUCGUCGUCAUCUACAUCAGCCUCAGCUUUUCUCUUUUAGUUGCUUGCGUCUCGGGCAUUGGUUUUCUUAUAACGCAGCAGUUUCCUCACAUUACUCCAAUCUUAGCUCAUGUGAUUUCCCCCUCUUUCGUCGGAGUCGUACUCGGAUUCUUCCCUUUCAAGGCCAUUGAUGUUACUAAUCGAUUUCUAUGUUGUUUGAUGCUCUUCUCUAUUCCUUCUCUUGUGUCAAUUGGAGUGUGUGUCGGGAGAAGUGAUUUGUUGGGUUCUCUUUCUUAUGCUUGUUGGAGACCUGAAACAAUCUUAACAGCGAUUCUCGCGACGGUCCUCACUUUAGGAUUCCAUGUUGUUACCCCCUUUAUAUGUAAAAUUGCAGGGGAUUCAGUCUACAAUGCUAGUAAAGCUAUAUUAAUCGGAGGCUCUGUUCUGUUGGUGAUGGUUCUUUCGUGGAACGCAGUUAUUUUAGGACUAGCGGGGAUCUGCAAUAUGGGAUUUGAUGAUCCUAUCAAGCUUCUACUCUCGGUGAAUCCUUCGGCUUUGCCCGCUGUCCAAGGGUUUGCAUUUGCUGCAUUGGUGACUAGUCUGAUAGGUUAUGCUGUGAGCUUCCCAAAACAGUUAGAAGAUACAGUGAAGUUGAUAAUAGAAAUGUUUGAAAAGAAACGAAAAGUACUUCGAAUAGGUUCUGAUGAUAAUACAAGGGAAAGAUCAGGCAAUGGUGGAAUGUUAAUGAUUAUGUGGCUCGUGCUUCUUGUUCCGAUCUUCACCGCGUCUUUCUUCUCAACGGCCUUUUCUAAGGCUUUAGAUUUUUCAGGAGUAUAUGCAAAUUGCUUUCUCUUUGGAGUCCUCCCGCCUGCAAUGGCUUGGAUUCAUCGUUCAAGGAAGAGAUAUAGAUCAGCUCGUUUGACAGGAGAUCUCCUGCCAUGUGCAAAUUUGAUUCUCUCGGUGCUUUUCGGCAUUGCGGUCAUACUAGGGUUUUGGCAUUAGAUGGCAUGUAACAAGUAUAUCGGCAAAUGCUGCUACUCCAAAUAGCUCCCAAGGUACUAAAGGCUAUUGGAGGAAUCUUAAGUGAACAAUUAUUAGUGCUUUUUGAUUGGCCGUCUCAAGAAGAAAAGUGCUUUUUGGCUUGGCUGUAUCCAGAUACCAAUUAUACAGCUUCUGAAACAAACAAACAGGUCCUUAAUACUAGUACAAUUAGUAUCAUCAUCACAUUAAUUGGAACAUUGCUUUAGAAGCUGAGACAAUUUCUAUGAUCAAUACAUGGUCCACAGAUCCCCAUUAGAUAACCACUGUAUAAAGCAAUUGCUACUUUGUCUCUUUCUCAGAAACUUUAGAAUUCCUCCUCUGUGUCCUUCCUUGCCUUGUUAGAUUUUCUUUUCUUUUCCUUUUCUUUAGAACAGUGUAAUUUGAAUAGAACUGGUUCCAGAUUCUCUAGCAAUUACUCAGUGAAGUCUCCUAAU
Ananas comosus (pineapple) is the source of this 1763-nucleotide messenger RNA. RefSeq names its product tyrosine-specific transport protein 2. NCBI's taxonomy places the organism in Eukaryota, Viridiplantae, Streptophyta, Magnoliopsida, Poales, Bromeliaceae. The record is from RefSeq and is a predicted model, not a curated record. Gene Ontology annotation, biological process: amino acid transmembrane transport.